AUGGUCCCUAUAGGAAAGACAACACCGAAAAAGAAGACAAGAACAACAAAAGGAAGAAAACUCACAAGAAGCAGCCACUUCAAGAACCAACAUCUAGAGAGCAAAAAACAAGAAACAUCAUCUGAAAACAAGGACAGGAACAUGGAUUCUGAUAAGGUUGUUGAUGAUGUUUCUGUUUCCACCACAAGUAAGAGUAUAUGUUCAACGCCAAAAGGUCAAAAGUUUCGGAUACCAGAAAUCUCAACAUGUCCACCUGCACCAAAGAAGAAAAGAGUGCUUUCAAAUUUCUCUCUUCGUAGGGCUUUUUUUGCACCACCAGACUUGGAGAUCUUUCUGUGUGUUGCACUUCAAGAUUCUCCACUUUCAUUUGUUUGCUAG
Lathyrus sativus (Indian pea) is the source of this 378-nucleotide messenger RNA. The record is from the annotation of a GenBank genome assembly. NCBI's taxonomy places the organism in Eukaryota, Viridiplantae, Streptophyta, Magnoliopsida, Fabales, Fabaceae.